GCAAAUGUGCAAGUCACGUGACACGUGUCAAAGAAAGCUGCAAAGAAAUUAUAUCAAGACGUAAAAUGGAAAACGAAAUGAAUUCAACUCCUCCUCCUCUUGCAAACGUUGGAUUGCACAGCAAUCGUAGUGUAACUGAGAUACGUAAUCGCCGUUUCAAGGCGCCCAAAAAGCUGGUGACCUAUUCCACAGAAGAUGAGUUGUUUGUGCCGCGUCCACAGUUCAAAAAGAACCUCAAAGCUAACCAGGAAGUGAAGAAAGGAGACGAAGAGAUGAUGACCAAUAACCUAGAGGGACCGAACUCCACAUCCCUUACACCAAGAAAAACAAACCUAGCCGAGGAGCAGAAAAUGGAGGUGGAAGACGGUGAGAACUUGGUGUCCAAUGAUCCCAUUGAUCCGAGUUCAUCCCAAUUUGGCAGACUAAGGAACCUCCUGAAGGCGAACUCGGCGAAGAGGUGGCUAUUGUGCGAGUUCGGUGACUUCGAGGACUCGUCGUCCAAGCUGGAUUACGACUUGGGUAGCUUCAUGGAGGAGUACUAUCCACAGUUGAAGACUCGCUUCCUGCCCCGCCGUGGAUGGCAGCUGAUCCGCCGCAGUUUGGGCAAAGCUCGCCGCUUUUCGUCGGCCUUUAUCGAAAGGGAACUUAAGGAAAUGAGGGUUUCCCCCAUCUUGGAGCCGGAGCAAUACAAUGCUAAUUUUGUUCACAGCAACAAGCUACUGGAGUCCAUUGUGUCGGUGAAGAAACUAUUGGCCCUCAAGAAGAAGACUCUGUUGGAGAUUGCCCUCAAGAAUGAAGAGAUUGCGGCUAUCGAGGACUCCAGAACCUGGAGCACUUCCUAUCAACGCGAUACCAAGGCAAUGUUUCAACGUUGCCUUUCAACCCUUUAUCGUGUGAAUGAAGAUAUUGUGGCACCGAUGACUGUUCUUCACGAACACUUGUUGCAAUGUCGCAAUCAGGACAUGGAGAAGGAAACAAGUGUUCCCACCGCCAUCGAGAUCUACAUCAAAUGUUUCAACAAGGCCGAGUUGGAUCUUCAGGUAGCUCUGAGGAAUAAAUCCGUUACAUCUUUCGACCGAGAUUUGGUUCACGCUCUUCAAACCAUUUUAUAUGUCACCGGUGAACUGGGAGGCCCGAACAGCGCCGAAUUACUGGGCAUCCUGGACAAACUCUUCUCGGAUUUAUUGGAAAGUCUUCCUCCGGAUUUGUGUGCCCAACUUAAGCAGACGAUGGAAGUAUUGGAACCUUGCCGCAAACGUAUAAAUGAAUUUUUCAAGAUUGUUCCAAAGGAGGAACCAAAGGAGGAUAUCUAAAAGGAUAUCAGUCGCUUCGCACUGAGCUUGAGCCUAUGAAUAUAGCUUUUAAUUA
Molecule: messenger RNA, 1368 nt
Organism: Drosophila serrata
Lineage: Eukaryota; Metazoa; Arthropoda; Insecta; Diptera; Drosophilidae
Gene: aly
Product: always early
Biological process (GO): DNA-templated transcription; regulation of transcription by RNA polymerase II; regulation of cell cycle
Cellular component (GO): transcription repressor complex; nucleoplasm
Molecular function (GO): DNA binding
Source: RefSeq, a predicted model, not a curated record